CGCCAGUGUGCACGAGCUGUUACUGCGACCUAUAGCGAAGGAUUACAAUACACGCAUUUGGGUUUUUCUUCUGUGUUUUCAUCACAAUACUUUUCCCACAAAUUCUCAAAAUGAUGCCACUGUGGAGUGUUGGUGCUGUCAACAUUAUUUUGCUUGUAAGCGUCAUCGAGGGAUACAAAAACACAGGCCUGGCCCCGGCGGCGCUACGUGUGCGACCACCCCCCAUGAUCCGGGACCACAUCGCCCCGACCUGCUGGAACUUCACCUACGGGAACUGGAAGAAGAUGGAGUUUUACAGCCCCAACUAUCCACACGAGUACUAUAACAACACCGACUGUGUGCUGUAUCUAGAAGCACCAAUCGGUUUCAAAAUUCAACUAGAUUUCAGAGACAAAUUUGAACUUGAGAAGUCCGAUGACUGCAAAUACGACUAUCUAGAGAUACGUGACGGGCCGUUUGCAUACUCGCCUCUGAUUGGUCGCUUUUGUGGGGAUAAUUAUCCCCCACUGGUUGAAUCAAAAACCCGAUUCUUGUGGAUGAGAUUUAAAACAGACGAUCUCCUUCAAUACGGCGGAUUUAGAGCCAUAUACGAAUAUAUUAAAUCGGCUCAAAACGACGGGACCUCUUUUAACAAAGCGCCGCCUGUGUGCCGGAUCGAGAUGAGGGUAAACGCACAGAAUCCGGAUGGUGUUAUUACGUCACAGGAAUUUCCGUUUGGCGACGUCGAUGACCCCAACUACCCAACCCACCAACCGGUGGACUGCACGUGGGAGAUCCACACCGAACCCGGAUAUGGCAUCUACGUGCACACGGACAACUUGAAGAUGAAGACCCCGCGACGCUGUGACCACAACUACAUUGAAAUGUACACACGGACCACGCUGGAGAGCAACAAGCACGCGCGCUAUUGCGCAGGACCGGAAGCGAAGAUGAAAUCUGCGUACAACAGAGUGUUUGUGAGGGUGUUCGGGAACUCGGUGUCGACCCGGCCAUCUGUGAGACUCAUCUACACAGUGUUCAGACGAGACGCCAUGCGAGCAACAGAAUGCACUAGUAGCGAAUUCUAUUGUGCAGAGAUGUGCUUCAACCGGAAGUUGCUCUGCAAUGGACUGAGAAACUGUCCGGAUGGUCUGGACGAAGAUAACUGCGUGAAAGCUGCGAUUACGACCUCUGUAGAAGGAAUCCCGCUAUACGUGAUCGUGGUAGCCAGCCUGGGCGGCGUCCUCUUGACGCUGGUCGUCAUCGGUCUCUGCGUCUGGUGUCGCGCGCGGAGUCGGAGGGCGGAGAAGAAGAAACAGGAAGAGCUGAGACUAGAGAAGCAGCAGCAGCGACGCGGUCUCGACCGCGAGUUGUCCAACAGCACCAACACCACUCUGUCUAGACAAAAUGGAUCUAGUUCCGGUUCUGGCGCUGGAAGUGGUCACUACGCACCAUUUCCGCGGGGCGGGACCACGAACAAGGAUCCGACUCACAGAUACAGUCUGGGUAGCUCGGUUCAGCACUCGUCAGAAGGAGACCCGGCCGAACAGCUGUCCGAGUCCGGAAAUUACAAGAAGUUUUUGGCGAUGGACCUGUCUCCUGACGAGGAGUUCAGCCCGUGCCCCACGCUGUACAGCCAGACCGGAGUCGUGACCGUGGAGCGCCACCCCGGCCCAGACCUCAAGAACGCCGGUCUGAGGGGAUUCUACGCCAAUAACUGGAGGAACGACGACCCGUUGGCCUCCUAUCCGUACACGACGAGCCUGUCCCGGCCCAGCCCGUUCCUCUCCGUCUCCAAGCCGUACACCUACAGCCCCGAACACAAGUUCUUCAAAGGGAUGUCUUCAUUCAGAAAUAUAGACAGCGAUAUUAUACAAGAACAUCCAACUUCAUCUUAACUUACUGCGCCAUAAUUGUCCCUGUGACAUUUAAAUAUUGUUGGGCGUGCCGUGUGAAAGACGAAUUCAGACCACGUGUUACAAAGUGACGCAUAAACAGACUUGGGUUAUUUGUAUGGAUGAGUGUGCUCUGGUAAUACGCUUCAUGUUAUAUCUUAUUUCAUUGGUUGUGUGAGUUGUUGAUGUUAAUUAUCAUAUGCUAAUUCUUUCAGAGACCAUAUAUUAAUAAUAUGACUAUGGUGUUUUGUGUAAGAGAUAAUAUUCCAGACAAACGUUAGAAAGGGUUUUCAGAAAACUGAACGAGCUAUACCUUUACAAUCAAAACCAAGUCCACGUCUUAAGCUCUGGCUACCUUGACCACAAAAUGGGUUUCAUGUCGAUGUACUGCAGUUAACAGUGGGUACAACACUCACUGCUUGUGAUGGUAUGAACUGCUGUGUACAGGUAUUGUGUCAGUAUGCAGACUGCUUAUGAUGGAAUAAUCACAUCACAUCAGAGUUGUCCCGACAGUAAUCACAUCACAUCAGAGUUAUCAAAGCGGUAAACACAUCACAUCAGAGUUAUCCAGGCAGUAAUCACACCACAUCAGAGUUAUCCAGGCAGUAAUCACAUCACAUCAGAGUUAUCCCGGCAAUAAUCACACCACAUCAGAGUUAUUCAGGCAGUAAUCACACCACAUCAGAGUUAUUCAGGCAGUAAUCACACCACAUCAGAGUUAUCCAGGCAGUAAUCACACCACAUCAGUUAUGCAGGCACUAAUCACACCACAUCAGAGUUAUUCAGGCAGUAAUCACACCACAUCAGAGUUAUCCAGGCACUAAUCACAUGACAUGAGGGUUAUGCAGGCAAUAAUCACACCACAUCAGAGUCAUUCAGGCAGUAAUCACAUGACAUGAGGGUUAUCCCGGCAAUAAUCACACCACAUCGGAGUUAUCCCGGCAAUAAUCACACCACAUCAGAGUUAUCCCGGCAGUAAUCACACCACAUCGGAGUUAUCCAGGCAAUAAUCACACCAUAUCAGAGUUAUCCCGACAAUAAUCACACCACAUCAGAGUUAUUCAGGCAGUAAUCACAUGACAUAAGGGUUAUCCCGGCAAUAAUCACACCACAUCAGAGUUAUCCCGGCAAUAUUCCCACCACAUCAGAGUUAUCCCGACAAUAAUCACACCACAUCAGAGUUAUCCUGGCAAUAAUCACAACACAUCAGUUAUCCCGGCAAUAAUCACACCACAUCAGAGUUAACCCGGCAAUAAUCACACCACAUCAGAGUUAUCCCGGCAAUAAUCACACCACAUCGGAGUUAUUCAGGCAGUAAUCACAUGACAUGAGAGUUAUCCCGGCAAUAAUCACACCACAUCAGAGUUAUCCGCAAUCACAUCACAUCAGUUAUCCCGGCAGUAAUCACAUCACAUCAGAGUUAUCCCGGCAGCAAUCACACCACAUCAGAGUUGUCCAGGCAGUAAUCACACCACAUCAGAGUAAUCCGUAAUCACAUCACAUCAGUUAUCCCGGCAGUAAUCACACCAUACCAGUGUGAGAUGGAACUCUGUGUUCACCACAUUUUGAAACUGAUCAACAUGUCCAUAUUCAAUUGCCCAUGGUCAGAAUACACUUUUUAAAAAUGCUCAGGGCCCCGUUCCACGAAGCGAUCGUAGCCCUAAGAUCAGCUUAAGUGUAAUAGGAUAGCUAUGCGCUUACGGUAAUCUUAGGGCUAAGAUCGUUUCGUGGAACGGGGCCCUGGCCUGUAGAACUAUUAUGUGACGCGCUACAUGACACGUAGACGUACCCAUACACGUAAAGCCUACGAUACAUCUCCAAAGUCUCGGAGAAUCUGUGUCCGAUACCAAGUUUCCGAGACUUUUUUUUCUUAAUGUAUCGUCAAAAGACUCAAAGACUUUGUUUCUGCGACCAGUCUUUGAAGAUAGUGUAGUGUUCUCUUUGCAGAGAGAAGUCUCUGAAACAAAAUAUCAACUACCAAUCAGAAUAUAUAAAUAAAUCACAUGACAUGACUGGCCACGUGAUAUUAAUCAAAAUGGCGUGUGUCUGCGCGGAUAAUCAAAGGUUCAACCAAAUUCAGCAGCCGCUGCAAUGAUUCUGGUCCCAUUGGAAUAAACCUGGAAUAGCCGCCCACAUGCGUCACACGAACCUCCUCCUUAAGAUUAUCACAUGCCCCGAGAACGUCCCCAUUUCAGGGGCUUAAUUCACAAAGGUCUCUUAGGCUCUGCUAGACAACAAAGCAUCCUCUUUGCAAGUCUUUUAGCAUUGCACUGCCAGAUCGCAAAGUUGUGAGAGUUUCGUGAAUUAGGCCCCAGAUCCACUCCCGGACACGUAUAACGCGAGUCCUGCGUUUUCGUCUCGUUUUUAGUAUUAAACUAAUAACGGUAAUGUCAGCAACAGCAGCCAAGGCUGCAUGUGUGUCUGCCACUGUGCAAAGAAAUGACAGACGUGAUUCCGAAACAAAGUCUCUCAAAAUAAAAUAAGUGUAUCGUCAAAAGUCUCGAAAACGAAGACUUUGUUUCAGAAUCUAAGUCUCGGAGACUUUGUAGAUGUAUCAUCGGCUUUAAAGGGACAUUCCUGAGUUUGUUGCAUUGCAAGAUGUUUCCGACUAAUAAAAUAUUUCUACGAUUAAACUUACAUAUUAAAUAUAUUUUCUUGU
Gigantopelta aegis is the source of this 4533-nucleotide messenger RNA. Its product is annotated as neuropilin and tolloid-like protein 2. The transcript is spliced from 9 exons. The record is from RefSeq and is a predicted model, not a curated record. The coding region runs from base 111 to 1877 and encodes 588 amino acids. NCBI's taxonomy places the organism in Eukaryota, Metazoa, Mollusca, Gastropoda, Neomphalida, Peltospiridae. Gene Ontology annotation, molecular function: protein binding.